This is a messenger RNA of Phragmites australis (common reed), 1187 nucleotides long. RefSeq names its product ethylene-responsive transcription factor 11-like. Lineage: Eukaryota; Viridiplantae; Streptophyta; Magnoliopsida; Poales; Poaceae. The record is from RefSeq and is a predicted model, not a curated record. The transcript has a single exon. Gene Ontology annotation, biological process: regulation of DNA-templated transcription. Gene Ontology annotation, molecular function: DNA-binding transcription factor activity; DNA binding. Bases 174 to 875 code for a protein of 233 amino acids.
GCCCAGUCUUAUUCCCUCUUGCCGCUCCACCACCCGCUCUCGCCAUUUCCUCCCUUUUAUUUUUUAACCCCCUCCUCCCCAGCUAUAAGUCCCUCUGCCCCCGCCCCUCUCCCACCCAAUCCUAGACGUCGACCACACGCACACGCGUCUUCCGCAGAAGAAAGAACAAGGCCAUGGCGCCGAAACCGUUGGAGAAAACGAUGCAGCCGGCGGUCGCAGCGGCCGAGCUUGCGAUUAGCGUAGGCGGCGGGGCCGGCGGCCCGCACUACAGAGGCGUUAGGAAGCGGCCGUGGGGCCGGUACGCGGCCGAGAUCCGCGACCCGGCCAAGAAGAGCCGGGUGUGGCUCGGCACGUUCGACACGGCCGAGGAGGCCGCGCGGGCGUACGACGUCGCCGCGCGCGAGUUUCGCGGCGCCAAGGCCAAGACCAACUUCCCCUUCCCUUGUUCCAUGCCUCCAACGGCAACCGCCAACGGCGGCAGCCGGAGCAGCAACGAAAGCACCGUCGAGUCCUUCGGCGGCGACGUGCAGGCGCCCAUGCAGGCCAUGCCGCUCCCGCCGUCGUUCGAGCCUGACCUGUUCCACCGCGCGGCGGCCGCGGGCGCCGGCGCCGGCCCAGGUGGCGUGGGCUUCCCGUUCAACAGCUACCCCGUGACCCACCCGUACUAUUUCUUCGGACAGGCUGCGGCUGCUGCCGCGGCCGCGGGGUGCCGCAUGCUCAAGCUGGCGCCGACGGUCACCGUGGCGGCCGUGGCGCAGAGCGACUCCGACUCCUCGUCGGUCGUAGAUCUGGCGCCCUCGCCACCUGCCGUGUCGGCACGGAAGGCCCUCGCGUUCGAUCUUGAUCUGAACUGUCCUCCGCCGGUGGAGGCCUAGUCGCCGGAGUUUAGCUGAUGACUGUCAGUAGUUUCUUCGUCUUUUUUUUUCCGUGGAAGAAAAUUCCGUGCACUUACUAUGCUUUAGGCUUGCUUAGCAGAGGGAGGACUUUUUUGUAAAUAGUUUUUCCGCCGGGGACUUAGCUUUAGCAGAAGAUAAAAGCUGUAGACGUAUUGUCACCCAAGACAGGUCCUGCCGGCGUUGUUGUGGACCGGAUUAUAUAUUAUGUAAUUUGAUGGUCAUGAGAAACUACUUAGAAAAUCCAAAAAUUGUAUUUUAUCCAAAAAUGAAUAAUCUGAUAUUCACCAUCCA